AGUCAGCCAGCCGCGCUGGCGGGCGCGCUUCAUCCUGUAAGACCUUGAAGCCCGCAAGGCGGGCUGAGGGGCGGCGGGGCGGGGAGCUGGGAGGCAUGGCGCGGCCCGAUGACGAGGUGGGGCCGGCCGUGGCGCCCGGGCACCCGCUGGAGAAGGGGUACCUUCCGGUGCCCAGGGGCGCCCCGGAUGGGGAGGCGUGCGUGGAGCCGCAUGACGGGCCUGAGGCGCUGAACGGAGGCCCCGGGCUCGGCCGGCUUGUCGGGGGAGCCCCGGAAGGGCCGCAAACCCUGCUAGCGGCGGAGGAGGAGACCCAGGCCCGGCUGCUGCCCGCGGGCGGCGGGGAGGAUGUCCCGUGCCCCGCGCGCCCCCCGCGCACCGCGCUGUCGCCCCGGCGCUUCGUGGUUCUGCUCAUCUUCAGCCUUUACUCGCUGGUGAACGCCUUCCAGUGGAUUCAGUACAGCAGCAUCAGCAACGUGUUCGAGGACUUCUACCAAGUGUCGCCGCUGCACAUCAACUGGCUGUCCAUGGUGUACAUGGUGGCCUACGUGCCCCUCAUCUUCCCGGCCACCUGGCUGCUGGACACGCGAGGCCUGAGGCUCACGGCGCUGCUGGGCUCCGGCCUCAACUGCCUGGGCGCCUGGGUCAAGUGCGGCAGCGUGAAGCAGCACCUCUUCUGGGUCACCAUGCUGGGGCAGAUCCUGUGCUCGGUGGCCCAGGUCUUCAUCCUAGGCUUACCCUCCCCCGUCGCCUCGGUAUGGUUUGGACCCAAGGAGGUGUCGACGGCUUGUGCCACAGCUGUGCUGGGCAAUCAGCUUGGAACUGCAGUUGGCUUUUUGUUGCCACCCGUUCUAGUGCCCAAGACACAGAAUAACAACACAGGCCUCCUGGCUGACACACAGAAUAGCACAGACCUCCUGGAUGACACACAGAAUAGCACAGACCUCCUAGCUGACAACAUCAGCAUCAUGUUUUAUGGAACAGCAUUUGUCUCCACAUUUUUAUUUUUUUUAACAGUAAUUGCAUUCAAGGAGAGGCCUCUGCUGCCACCCAGUCAGGCUCAGGCAGUUCUUCGAGACAGCCCCCCUGCGGAGUACUCCUAUAAGACUUCUAUCUGCAACCUGUUCAGGAACGUCCCCUUUGUUCUCCUGCUGAUCAGUUAUGGUAUAAUGACUGGAGCAUUUUAUUCAGUUUCAACAUUAUUAAAUCAGAUAAUAUUGACACAUUAUGAGGGAGAAGAAGUGAAUGCUGGAAGGAUCGGGCUAACACUGGUGGUUGCUGGGAUGGUGGGCUCUAUUCUUUGUGGCUUAUGGCUGGAUUACACCAAAACCUACAAGCAGACAACUCUGAUAGUGUACAUUUUGUCUUUCGUUGGAAUGGUCAUAUUUACUUUCACACUGAAACUCGGGUACAUCAUCGUGGUGUUUUUUACUGGUGGGAUCCUUGGCUUCUUCAUGACUGGCUACCUCCCCCUGGGCUUUGAGUUUGCUGUGGAGAUCACUUACCCUGAGUCUGAGGGCACGUCCUCGGGGCUCCUCAAUACUGCUGCACAGAUAUUUGGAAUCUUGUUCACAUUGGCUCAAGGAAAGCUCACAACGGACUAUAAUCCAGAGGCAGGAAACAUUUUCCUCUGUGCCUGGAUGUUCGUCGGCAUCAUUUUAACAGCAUUGAUCAAGUCUGAUCUGAGAAGACACAACAUAAACACCGGGCUCACAAACAGUGACGUUAAAGCUGUACCAGUUGAUAGUCUGAUAGAUCAAAAACCAAAAGCGAUGGUGUCUGUACAGUUGGAAUCUUCACUCUGAAGAAGGGAAGGCCAUUGCCUCUCAACAUGGGGAUGUGGCGUCGUCUGUGGGCAGCUGUGUGAGUUGUGAGACACUUGAAAAUUAUCGGAUGAAUUCCGAAUAUUAUGUUGAUUUGGGCAAUAAUUUUGCUUAAAGUGCUCUUGCUCACCUCAUGCUAACACUCCUGUUCACAUAAUACGGUCUAUUUUCAGUUGUGUGUUGUGUACCUGAAAGUAACAUUUUUGACAUUUUUCAGGAUGCUUUGGUAUUUUUUAUGGGAGUCUAGUUCCUGUAAGACAUGGGGGUGCACAAUUCACACACAAAAACACAUCCAGUAUGUUAUUCCCAGUCAGUUAUCACCUCACUGUACUGACACGUCAGGGUCACAGUGUGAGCGCAGAAUACCACUCGGACAGGGCUGUGGAGUCGAGGUUCCCAUGCCUCAUAGCUUGUUGUACAGUGUACUGUGACACUUUCUGGCCCACAAAAACAAACAAACAAGACAGUUCUAUGCACAGACUAAGUCCAUUAUUCUCCAGUUAGCCAGGGAGCUGAGACACACAGAGGUCCUCUGAGGUCCUCGAUCUGCUACCCUCAUGCAGAUAAUGCGAACGCAGCACAACUUGGAAUAGCAGCUUUACACCCGAUGUCCAUUUUCACUCUCUUAAAAGAAACUUUCAUCCCCUGUGCUACGGGAUAGCUCAUGUUUCUUAUAUCACACCUAUAUUUUGCCUUGAAGAUGCCCAAGAUAAGGAAGUCUGUGAUAACUUCAAAGAGCCCGCGCAUCUCCAUUCUGUGGAGAGCCCCCGCAUCUCCAUUCUGUGGAGGGCCCCCGCAUCUCCAUUCUGUGGAGAGCCCCCGCAUCUCCAUUCUGUGGAGAGCCCUUGACAUCCUAGCUGCUUGUUCCAGGAUCAUCCCUCUGACCACUGUUUUUGAGGACUGCCAGCUUUCGCACAUGUUCCAUGAAUGCCGGGAACGGGUUCUGCUGCACCACAGAGUGUGUGCACUCGGUACUCUAUGGACACUCUCUUAACACACUCAGGACAAGGCGAAUGGGACCAAGUGUAUUUUCACAGUGCCUGCCACUGUGUCUUGUUUACAGUGAGAAUUAAAUGUCUUUGAUGUUUUGACUCUUAAGCUUAUGUUCAUGACAUUUGAUCAACCAUACUAUUUACGUAGUGUGAUUUUGUAAAUUUUACAAAAAAUGUACAUAAUAUAAAAGUGCACAUAGAAGAGAUAAUCAUGUAAUGAAUGUGGUGGAGCAAAUGCAGCUUUGAUUUAGGCAAAGCAUGCAUUGAUUUGUCUUGGUAUUAUAUUAUUCUUUUUUAUCAAUUACUAUAAAUUAUGUGGAAUUUGACAGUGGAUCACUCAGGAUCAGGAAUUCUGGUUUUGUGUCCUGGCAUGCUCCUGCCUUGGUAACUCCGGACACACCAUUUACCCUCUCUGAGAGACAGCAUUUUCCUGAUCCAUGAAAUAAUUCGUUCACACUGAUCUCAAAGAUCUUUUUAAAAUACUGUCAAUCAUCACGAAGCAAACCAAAUCACUGUACCACAGGAAUUCAGUCAGUCUGUAAUGGUUCAGGCAGGACCUGCAUCGUCAACAGUUUCUUCGGUGUUGAUGUCAGAGGUUACAAAGGACCAAAAAUGCACUGUCUCCCCCAGCUGUUUCUAUUUUUAAAUUGACAGUGUUGUUUAUGGUGAUCAUGGACAUGUUAGCUCCUGACGCUUUGAACAAGUUACAGAUGCGAGUUGGAAUACUUAAUGUCUGAAGUAUAUUCUUGUUUUGUCUUUCAUUGUUUGGAACAGGGACAAAGUGUGAUGUAAAAAUGCAAAAAGAAUUGAUGAUAUUCUCAGUGUUUUAAGUGGUAAUGUAUUAGGGAAGACUUUGAUACAAUUCUGUGUGUAGGUUUAGAAGUAGCAGUUGUCACCGCCUGUGUCUGCUUUAGUCAGAAGCUGCUGCAUCUGUAAAUGCUUUUGUUUUGAGGAUAUCGGAGGAAUAGCAUUGAAAAUGUUUAUGCAGUAACUGGAACGGCACCUGUGUCUCAUGUCAUCAUCCCUGUUCUUAUUUUUGCUAUUUUUUAUAAUUUCUCUAUGUGCCUGUUCUUCAUUAUUUCAUACUUAAAAUAAAUUUAUUUUUUUAAUGCUAACUUUA
Molecule: messenger RNA, 3932 nt
Organism: Rattus norvegicus (Norway rat)
Lineage: Eukaryota; Metazoa; Chordata; Mammalia; Rodentia; Muridae
Gene: Flvcr1
Product: FLVCR choline and heme transporter 1
Exons: 10
Coding region: 96-1802 (568 amino acids)
Biological process (GO): heme biosynthetic process; heme export; transmembrane transport
Cellular component (GO): plasma membrane; mitochondrion; mitochondrial inner membrane
Molecular function (GO): heme transmembrane transporter activity; transmembrane transporter activity; choline transmembrane transporter activity
Source: RefSeq, marked validated